CCUGCUGUCAUGCCUGGGAGCACUAGGAACACUGGAAAGGGUCGAGAAAUGCCGUGUGAUCAAUAUUGGAUUGGUCCUUGAGAUGCGAUGCUUGUUUUCAAGUGGCUGAGGCCUGGGUUACACAAGCCAAUGGAGUCUGUGCUUAAAAAAAACAUGUCAUCACGUCCACAUGGCCGGGGGAUGCGGGGCGGCCACCAUCCCCACCAGCACCAGCACCAGCACCACGGUGGCUAUGGGCACCGGGGCGGCCAGUGGAUGCACAAGGGAGGCAAUCGGGGCAAUAGAUCUGACUACCACCACCAGCACAACCAUGGUGGUGGGCGCUCCCCGAGGCCCGGCAUGCGACAUGCUGACCCAGAGAAGCUGCUGGCAUCGCUGGGACCAGAUGCCCAGCUCGCACUUACAACGGCCAUCAUUAACUCUGUCCUGAAAACCUCGGAGGAUAAGGAUCCUCGUGGAGGUUUCCGAGACAACAGGGAACCUAACUACCGCAACAGGGACAACCGGCGUGAGGGACGAGGAGGUUACUACAAGGAGGAGAUGCGACCACGCAGGCCUUACGGAGAGCCCCGCAGAUAUGAUAGCAGGUGGCACAACGAGGAGGGGCGCGGCCAUCACUUUGAGCGAGAGAAAGUCAACGCCGGCUCCCCUCGCCACCAGUAUGGCAACAGAUACCCUCCUGGCUCUUCCAAGAGGAGGUUGUCACCCCAAAUGCACCCAGGCCCCACUUACAAACGACAGAGAAUGGACAAAGUAGAUCCCAAUGGUGGGGAACGAGAUUCUCACCGUGACCUUGAGUUGAUGGAGGAUGACGGCCUGGAGGGCAUGGAGCACCCGAGGGAGAGGGAGCACCACACUUCAGGGUCAGAGGAGGAGCGAGGCCACCGGAACAUGGCUGAAGGCAUGGAAGGUGAGUCGGGACCCAGUGGAGUGCAGGUGACCAUAAGAGCUGAUGGAGAGCGGGCGGUGAACAGUGACGGCCACGUGAGGAGGGUGGCUGGCAGACUCUUUGUGGAGCUCAGGUGCCCGCACUGUCCCAACCAGAAGUCGAUCACUUUCAAGGAAUACAAGAUGCACCUGAUAAGUGACUAUCAUAAGUCACGGCUUCAGAGACUUGCAAGGAAACACACUGUUGUCCUGCGCAAGAUACGUGUACAGCAGAGGCAGCAGCAGAGGGACAUUGAGAACAAGUGGAGGGAGGAGAACCCUGAAGAAUUUAAAACUGUAGUAUCCAGGUUCUGCAAUGCAUGCAAGCUGGCGUUCAAGUGUCUGGGCAGCAACACCAGUGAAGGCAUCAACCAGCACAACAGGAGCAAGUUACACAGGAUGCAGCGCCACUACCUACACCCGCGCUGUGGAUUGUGUUGCAUCACCUUCCCAACCCGCAUGGAGUACGAACGUCACGUGGCUUCCAUCAACCACCUCAGGUUCUGGUUCGUCAGGGAUGUCCUCAUCGGUCACACCAGUAGCAGCCAGGAGCCCCUGUGCAGUGAACAAGUCCGUGUACCACGUCUUGAAGGCCAGGGGGAUGAAGCGGAGAAGGUGAUUCAGGUGCGCACUGCCACUAUUGACCAGGGAGGGAGCAGGCGCCCUGAUGACCGUGCACAGGAAGAGGAAGGAGGCGAUCUAGACCUUGCCAACUUCAUGACCUUGGAUUCUGUUGGAGAAGAUGAUGAAGAGGGUGGAGGCUCAGAGCACGAGGAGAUUACUGGAGGCGUGGAUGCAGCGGAAGCCCAGGACAAGGAGGUGACAGGAGCUGAAGAUGAUGACCUUGACAGCAUUUCAGGGCAGAGCAAUGCUGAGAAAUCUACUCCCACCAGGAGGGGGAGGGAGACCAAGGAGAUGGGGAACAAGUCAGCACAUAGAGAAGAGGAAGAGGAGGAGGAUGAGGACAUGCUGGAGACAGAGUGGGACAAGGAACAACAUGAAGAUGAAGAAGAGGAAGGUCACCAACCAUUGGGAACAGAGUAUGUGCGUCGCAUUGAGGCAUAUUACUGCAGCCUGUGCUACAAGAUCAUCCGGGCAGACUCGUCAUUGGGAUCUCGUGCUGUUCAGCGCCACUGCCGCUCCUUCAGUCACCUUUCCCACUACAGGGACCAUCACCCUAAUCUUCCCCAGGAUGAAGAUGGUGUAAGUGGGGAAGAUGGGGAGGGUGAAGUUGAUCUAGAGGAGGAACAAGACCAAGACAAGCUGUGGGAGGAGGUUGACAAAGGCCUCACGGCUCUCCAGGGUGAAAUCAUGACUGAAAUUGAGGGUGAGGAGAGAAUGCAAGGAAGUAAGGAGACAGAGGAAGAAAAGAAAAAGGAGGAUGAAAAUGAAGAUAAUGAAAAAGCAGAAGAUGUAGAAAGCUCCAGACAGGAACUUGAUGAUGAUGAUGAUAUCAAUAGCAUCAAAAAGGAAGAGGCACAUGUGGAUGGGGUGGGGGACACUAACAGAGACGCCAGGAAUGGUGAGGAUUGGGAGGAAGUAGGGGAAGACUUUUCUGUCUAAAGUUUCUCUCUCUCUCUCUCUCUCUCUCUCUCUCUCUCUCUCUCUCUCUCUCUCUCUCUCUCUCUCUCUCUCUCUCUCUCUCUCUCUCUCUCUCUCUCUCUCUCUCUCUCUCUCUCUCUCUCUCUCUCUCUCUCUCUCGCAAGAGUUGUAAUACAUCCCACUAAGUGUUGGUGCUGAUAGAGGAAGAAAUUUUCCUCUGUCUAUCCUUUACUAACUAGAAUGUUGUUAGCAGCCAUAGCCAUUAGUACUAGAACUGAAUUGUAAUUAAGAAUUGCCCUCAUGGAUGUCUUCAUUAGCUGUGUUCAUUAUCAUUUGGGCACCAAUAAUAGUAAUUGUAAUCUUAUAUCUUUCAUUUAGGGGCAUUGUUUUAGAGUAUCCAUGAAAGUGUGAUAAAAAUAUGCAGGCUUAUCAUGGUUUUCUAUCCUAACAUGGUUGUGAGACCUGGACAAGUAAAGUUGAUAAAAGAGUAGGAAGAAUGGAAGGCCAUUGUAAUAGGAAAACAGUGCCCGGGUAUGGAGGAUUGUGACGUCGGAGGUGAAUUGGGAAGUUGCAGAAUGAAAAACAAAGUCUCCUGAAAUGUUUUGGGCUAUCAGAGGAAUACAGAAAAGAAAGCCUUUUUAGACUACCUCUUGAUAGGUGGACGUGGCUUAGCCACACAUUCCAUAGCCAGGUUGGAAGACCACUGCCUUGGUGUUCCCUGUGUAUUGCAAGAUGGUAACUGAAAUGGGUGAAAUGAGAGGACUGGGAAUUCCCUCUGUAUUUUUAUUCUUAUAUUGAUAAUAGUUGUUACGUAGACUUAUAAUGUUGACUACUCACAUUGAAGGGGGAUGUCAGCCGGGUAUGUAGAUUGUGGAUCUUGGAGUGAGUUGUGUGAUACAAAUGAGGGUGGGUGGCCUGUUGAUUUUAGUGUGGGGAAGAAAUACACAAGGCAUUGAGUGAGUGCAAGGGUGUUAUGUCUAAAAAGAAGAGGUCCUCAUGGAAGGGAUAUCAUGCAGCCUUCUGUAUGGGACUCCUCCCACAGUGGAUUAGGAUAUUACAUAUGUUAGGUAGUUAUCAAGAAAUUGAGUGAAAAAACUCCAGGGGGAAUGGCAGUACUGUGCCUCUGAGGUGUAGACACAGUGACAUGCCUGAUACCUGGAUUUGUCUUAUUACAUCUGUCCAGUUGAUGUGUUCAUGCUAAGCACUUUCAAGAUUGUGUUUGCUUUGUCUUUAUUACAAGAAAUGAGCUUGGAGUAUCCUCCUUGUUUGAAGUCAAGCACUGUACCUUAGAAACGAAAUGGGCAUUCGUGUUGGAAGGUGUGCAUUGUGUUUCUCGGCCAGCAGGCUCUGCCCCAGUCCCACCUUAGCAUGUAGUGCAUAUUUGUAAGAACUUGACAGUAAUUUAUUAUACAUUUUGUAUUGAUCUGCUCAAAGUUGCAUAUUUUAUCAAUUUCAAAUGUGUAUGUUUUGUGGUAGACAUGGCUAGUUUUCAGGCUCAGACUGAAGGGCCUUCAUCAUGUACUCUUUCAGAGCAAAUUAUUGUAUAAGAAUAUUUCAAUAACUUCAGCUAUUACAGUUUCCUUUGUGAGUUAAGUGAAGAGACAGUUUGCUUGGUUUUUAUUUCUGAUACUCAAGUUACCUGAACAAUGUAAACAGGGAUCAUCCUGUGAUGUAUACUAUUUUUUAUGAUUUUCUGCACAGGAAGCAAACUUGUAGUUAGGUUCAAGUUAAUUUCUAGUUUUAAGCCAGAAAUAAAGUGAUGAAACUGC
Messenger RNA from Scylla paramamosain (green mud crab), 4238 nucleotides. RefSeq lists its product as uncharacterized. The record is from RefSeq and is a predicted model, not a curated record. The transcript has 15 exons. The coding region runs from base 88 to 2490 and encodes 800 amino acids. NCBI's taxonomy places the organism in Eukaryota, Metazoa, Arthropoda, Malacostraca, Decapoda, Portunidae.